AGCGUCGAGCUCCUCUCAGCGUGCUAAGGUUAAUCGCUUCAGCUAGUAGGGAAAUAUUUGCUGCUGAACAGCGUUUCAUAUCAGUUUUUGGAGAUAGCAGCGGUGGUAGGUUCACCUGCGUACCUGUGGGUUCAGGUGAUGGAGCUGGUGGAGGAGCAGGAAGCUCUGAUAUCAGAACUGAAGAGGAAGCUGGAGGAUGAAGACCUGAACCCGCAUCAGAAGAUGGUCCUGCUGAACGCUGGUUUAAACGAGCUUCUGGACUCGGCGGACAUCCAGACAGACGGCGGCGCGUUGACUCGAGUCAAGUCUCGGCUGUAUGACAGCGGCAUCCUGCGUCAGUGCGUCCUCCUGCUGUCGCUGCAUCCCAGCAGGCUACGAGGCAGCUGGAGCGCCGCCACCACCCUCGCCCACCUCACCAGUUCCUGCUGUGUCGGGCUGGAACCCGGCGGCCGUUCCUCAGCCUUCUUCAGCCUGUUCCUGCCGUCGGUCAUGGAUGCUCUGCUGUUGUUGGCCAGCCAGCUGAUGAGCCGAGGAGGCGAGGUGAGGAGCAGCGCUCGGAUGGUGAUGGAUGCCGUCGGCUUGCUGCUCACUGCCCACACUCAGCUCACCACUCAGGUCCUCAACUCUGUCCACUACGAGCGUAUCCAGAUGUGUGAAGACGCCACCGUGUCCCUGCGCUGUAUCCAGAUGUGGACUCAGACCUGCGCAGCCAGCAGGACCUUCCUCUCCAGCCUGAGUGACGACUCCGUCCUGCUGCUGCUCAACGAGGCAAUCGGCCAGUUAGCGUUCAGCUCUGACUCUGCGGUGGGCGUGGCCUCUGUCAGACUGAUGCUCAUCAUGGCCAGUCAGCUGGGGCUCCGCCUCCGGCCCCUCCUCCUCAGCUUCAGAGGCCUGGACCACCUACUGGACAAAGACUGGAGGGGGCGGGGCUUUGAUCAGGAUGUGGAUCAGCUGAUUUCACUUGUCCAAUCAGGAGAGGAGACGAGCCGGGCUGAGGUGAGAGGUGAGCGUGUGCGGGCGGCCUGCGUGAUCCAGGCAGCCUGGAGGUCGUAUCGGACCCGACGGCGGGUGAAGAGCCUGAACCGAGCCGUCAGUGUGCUGCAGAGGAGAUAUAGGACUCGAAGGAGGCAGGAGCAGCAGCGGAGGGAGGCGCAGCAGUGGGAGGAGGAGCUCCAGUACCAGGUGUGUGUGAGGCGGCAGCAGGCGAGGAGGCAGUUCCACCAGAAACAGAGACGACAGCUGCAGCUGCUUCCUCCUGAGCAGGCGCAGGCUUACCUCCAGGAGUGUGAACGGCGAGCAGCUCUGGUCAUCCAGAGCUUCUGGAGAGGCUUCAGAGAGAGACGACGCUACAACACACUGCAACACACACUCCGAGAGUCACACACUCAGCAGCAGGCUGCCAGGACACUGCAGAGAGCGGUCCGCCACUUCCUAGAGAAGCGUCGCUCAGCCAAGGCUCCGCCCCCCAGCGCGCUCUGGAUUGGACAGGAAGGUUUGACAGACAGUCGGAGGGUGGAGCUAAAACAACAGGUGGAGGAGUACAUCGCUUUGCAUCGGUCGCUCCGUGUGUCUCCUGAGGAGUGUGCGUCCCUCCAUGAGGAGGUGCAGCAGCUGCUGCAGGCAGAGCUGCAGGGAGGAGCGCAGCAGAGGAGGGAGGAGCAACGGGUGGAGGCACUGCUGGCUCACAUGCACACACAGCUGGAGCGGCUGCGAGAUGCCCCGCCCCUCUCUGCUGCCACGGUAACAGAUGCAGAGCUCUUCUUGAGCCCGUCGGGGUCUGUUGCCUCCCGAGCCCGUGACGCACACAAUGCCAUGCUGCAGGCGAGCCGGCUGCCCUGGUGGAGGAUGCUGGGAGAGCUGGACGCAGGCGCCACGUCGGGCCCCGCGCACCUGCAAGAGCUGGAGACGGAGCUAGGAGGGCUGUACAUCCGCGGGGCAGCCGAGGGACCGAAGCUUUAACCUGAAGUCACCUUCACAUCACAGACGUAGCUUUUAUUUUAAAGACAGUAAAUAAAGACAGAUCAUUUCUCACCUUAAACCUGACAUCGCCCUCCUCCAUGAACCCACCUGUCCCUCACACCUUAACGGAUGUAAUAAAAUGUUUCACGCUUUCUUUGUUCCACCUGAACCUGCUCGUUUUCACUGAUCAUGUGAAAAUAAGGGACGAUGUUUAACCCGUUAUUACAGUUUAAACCUUUGUUUGGCUGAGCCACAGCAAACAUCUCCAGCGUACGGAGAUGUAGUUCUGACUGGUCAGGACUGUGAACGCAUCAUGACAGCAUGAGGAGAGGACUCCGCGGUCUUCCUGCCUACGCUAGAGUUUCUCCUGGUAAAGUCCUCCUCUCGUCAUGAAUACCACCCCAUUCCAAAAACGCUGUCAGACGUGAAUAAAAACAAU
Molecule: messenger RNA, 2398 nt
Organism: Melanotaenia boesemani (Boeseman's rainbowfish)
Lineage: Eukaryota; Metazoa; Chordata; Actinopteri; Atheriniformes; Melanotaeniidae
Product: IQ calmodulin-binding motif-containing protein 1-like
Exons: 15
Coding region: 139-1959 (606 amino acids)
Biological process (GO): cilium assembly
Cellular component (GO): cilium
Molecular function (GO): calmodulin binding
Source: RefSeq, a predicted model, not a curated record